This is a messenger RNA of Caretta caretta (loggerhead turtle), 4018 nucleotides long. RefSeq names its product potassium voltage-gated channel subfamily C member 4 (gene KCNC4). Gene Ontology annotation, biological process: potassium ion transmembrane transport; action potential; protein homooligomerization. Gene Ontology annotation, cellular component: postsynaptic membrane; neuronal cell body membrane; axon terminus. The record is from RefSeq and is a predicted model, not a curated record. Gene Ontology annotation, molecular function: protein binding; delayed rectifier potassium channel activity. Lineage: Eukaryota; Metazoa; Chordata; Testudines; Cheloniidae.
AGGCAGGAGCCGCGUAUAAAAGCAACAAGCAGCCGACGGCAUUUCAUCAACCCGGCCCCCAAACAGGGCUGUGCCGCCGCCCGCGGGUCUCGGAUCGGCCCCCACCCCAGACGCAGCCGCCACCUGCCGCGCUCCCUCGCUGGCGCCCUGCCGGGGAAGGUGGCGAGCCCAGAGAAGGAGCAACAGAUCCCCCUGCCCCAGCCCCGGGAAGCCAGCGCCUGCUGGGUGAUGCAAGAGGAUACUCUGGGUGUGAGGAAGCUGCAGUUGCCACAGGCCAGCCCAGCGCCCCCCGGAUCGCCUCCUUCCCUCCCUCCCUCCCGCCGAGCCAAAAAGUGACCGUGAGUUGGCAGCGAGCGAGGAACAAGCGGCUCCUGGAUCCCACCCAUCCACGCGAGCGAGCUCGUCUCGGGGCUGAAAAAAAACCAACCAAAAAAACAAAAAAACCCAACCCCCAGCCUCGGAGACAGAGGCAGACAGAGCCCGGGCGAGGCUCCUGGUCCUAGCAAGUGUGUUUACAUCCCCUCCGCCUGCAACUGACCCAGAUCCCAGAGACUCCCAAGCCAACCCUCGGCUCUCUUCUCUCCCCGAAGCGCGCCUGGAAGGGGAAUCCAGCCGAGCUGGGGGGACGGCGUGUUUCCCCCCCCCAGCCUCAAGCCAGGAUCCCGGUGCACCCGGUGCUGCCUGCUGGGGAGCGGAUUCUAUGGAGUGUCUGACAGCAGAUGAAGGGGGAAUAGAAGAAACCAAAGCCAGCCGUUCUUGUUGGUCCUUAAGCCUGUCUUGGAGGGGAGUAUAAACACAGGGAACCAACUCCUCUAAAUAUAGCCAGGAUCAGGUAUCUACUCCUCUUGUGUAUGAGAGAGAGAGAGAUCUUCCUGGAGCAUCGCUCUGAAUCACUUUCCUUCCUGCUCUUCCAAACUUUCAGAUCGAUCUUAAAGCAGAGCAAAGCUCUCCCAUCUUUUCCCAAAGACUCUGGUUUUUGGAUUGAUUGAUUUUUGCCAUCGCCAGCAGAGAGAGGAAGACAGACACUUGCUGCGGCUGUUGAAAUCUCUCUGUCUCUCUCUUACUCAGAUUUAUUUUUGUGGCUUUCCCAACAGCCACAUCUAUUUGCUCCCCGAAUCAAAGUGCCUUUUGACGCUACUUUCCAGCUUGCAGCCCGGUGGCACGAGCUUCUGUCACUGUUCUUCUCUUCCCGGUGGGGAUUUCCUCGUUGCGGCUUCCUGGUGUUUGGAGCAAGGGCACCAGGCCUUCGUAUUGACCCCUUCCUUCUCUCCAAAGCAGCCACCUGCGCCCAGUCUCCUCCUCCAGAGAGAGAUCCAUGAGGCAGCCAAAGGGCAGAGCUGUCUGAGGUUGGGGAAAGAGAAAGCUGAGCUCCCCCCCCCCACAAUUGCCCUUCCGUCCCAGCUCCUUGCUCAAGGAAGGGUGUUUAGAGGGCAUUUCCCAUCCACCUAAAUCUAUGAUCAGCUCGGUGUGUGUCUCAUCGUACCGUGGACGCAAGUCUGGGAACAAACCACCCUCCAAAACAUGCCUGAAGGAAGAGAUGGCCAAAGGGGAAGAGUCGGACAAGAUCACUAUCAAUGUAGGGGGCACCAGGCAUGAGACCUACAAGAGCACCUUGCGGACGUUGCCCGGCACCCGCCUGGCUUGGCUGGCCGACCCCGAUGCCCAGAGCAACUUCGACUUCGACGGCAAGAGCAAUGAGUUCUUCUUCGACCGCCACCCGGGCAUCUUCUCCUAUGUGCUCAACUACUACCGCACGGGCAAGCUGCACUGCCCUGCUGACAUCUGCGGGCCCCUCUUCGAGGAGGAGCUGACCUACUGGGGCAUCGAUGAGACCGACGUGGAGCCCUGCUGCUGGAUGACCUACCGGCAGCACCGCGACGCCGAGGAGGCGCUGGACAUCUUCGAGAGCCCCGAGCCCGGGGCAGGAGGAGAGGAGGCCGAGGAGGAAGGGGGCAGGGAGAUGGCCCUCCAGCGCUUGGGCAUGGACGACCGGUCGCCGGGGGCUGCUGGGGCCACAGGAGGGCGUGGAUGCUGCCGCAACUGGCAGCCUAGGAUGUGGGCGCUCUUUGAGGAUCCCUACUCGUCCAGGGCAGCAAGGAUAGUUGCCUUCUCCUCGCUCUUCUUCAUCCUGGUCUCCAUCACGACAUUCUGCUUGGAGACACAUGAGGCCUUUAAUAGAAAUGUCAACGUGACUGAGACGAUGGUGGUUGGCAACACCACAAAGGUUCUGCUGACGAAUAAGGUGGAGACAGAGCCCGUACUCACCUACAUCGAGGGGGUGUGCGUCCUGUGGUUCACGCUGGAGUUCCUGGUGCGCAUCAUUUGCUGCCCAGAUAAGCUGCUCUUCAUCAAGAACCUGCUCAACAUCAUUGACUUUGUGGCUAUCUUGCCCUUCUACCUGGAGGUAGGCCUCAGUGGCCUGUCCUCCAAGGCUGCCCGGGACGUGCUGGGCUUCCUGAGGGUGGUCCGUUUCGUCCGGAUCCUCCGGAUCUUCAAGCUGACACGGCACUUUGUGGGGCUCCGGGUGCUAGGCCACACGCUCCGGGCCAGCACCAAUGAGUUCUUGCUCCUCAUCAUCUUCCUGGCCUUGGGGGUCUUGAUCUUUGCUACAAUGAUAUACUAUGCCGAGCGGAUUGGGGCCAAGCCAUCUGACCCCAGCGGCAGCGGCCACACUCACUUUAAGAACAUCCCCAUUGGGUUCUGGUGGGCGGUGGUCACCAUGACAACAUUGGGCUAUGGUGACAUGUACCCCAAGACCUGGUCGGGCAUGCUGGUGGGGGCUCUGUGUGCCCUGGCCGGGGUACUCACCAUCGCCAUGCCGGUGCCUGUCAUCGUCAACAACUUUGGCAUGUACUACUCACUAGCUAUGGCCAAGCAGAAGCUCCCAAAGAAGAAGAAAAAGCAUAUACCCCGUCCAGCCCCACUGGACUCCCCCACAUACUGCAAGUCCGAGGACAACUCGCCCCGCAACAGCACGCAGAGCGACACCUGCCCCCUGGCGGCGGAGGAGGUGGUGGUGGAGAGAAAGCGAUCAGACUCCAAGCAGAACGGCGAUGCCAACACUGUGCUGUCAGACGAGGAGCAGCCCCUCUCGUCCUCGCAUGAGGAGAAACGGCCGAUGAGGCGCUCCAGCACCAGGGACAAAACCAAGAAAGCGGCCACCUGCUUUCUGCUGAAUGCCGGCGAUUUCCCCUGCGCGGCUGACAGCAGCAUCCGGAAAGGUACAGGACUGUCGAAUCCCCUGUGACUCCCUUGGAAGCUGGGAUUUGCUCAGACCAUUUGCCGGGUCUAAAUGUACCCAGGACGGGCAGGCGAGGGAAGAGGGGGACGAGACCGGAUUCCCCCGCCGCGCUGUAACCUUGCUUGUUGUGCAUGUGUUGUACGACCAUCUGUCUGACGUAUACCAUGGUCCCCGCCCUGCCCCCACUGACGAUGCCAUUCACGACUCCCGUGCUGUCCGUUCCGAUGCACCCUCUCGCUCCCCUCCACUUGUUGACUGACCCGUUGGCUGGCGUGAUUGCUGUAGUAACUUAGACGGCGCCCAGAUCUCGCCGCAGACGACCAUCGCGGGGCGUCAGCAGCUCAUCACGGGCGCCCUGUCGCAGGCACCAUCUGUGCUCUCACCGUGUCCAUCCGCCGAGCGGUAGCUGUGGACUAUUAUUUUUAGACUCUGUGACGUUUGCUCCGGCCUUCUCCAAUGUACAGAUUCCUUCUCUAGAAGAGGCAGCUCCUGGGAUUGGUUUGGGACCCAUUGGACGAUGGCUCCGGAGGUGCAUGGGGGUGGGGGGAAGAAGCCUCCAAGAAGUCCAAGUUGCAAUACUCGAGCAGCCAAUGACUGAGUGCAAUAGCAGAGACCAGGUGGACCGGCUGGCCUGAUAUGGCCAGCUUCUUUCUAAUGCUGUUACAUAUCUCCGUGACCAAGGCAAUACUAAUCCCAUUACCUUAUAUGCUGUACACAUGCCUCUUCCUGUCAAGCAGUACUAGAGUUCUAAUAAAGAGAUCUGGGAGCUGAAAUUUG